This is a messenger RNA of Bacillus rossius redtenbacheri, 1106 nucleotides long. RefSeq lists its product as uncharacterized. The coding region runs from base 60 to 680 and encodes 206 amino acids. The record is from RefSeq and is a predicted model, not a curated record. NCBI's taxonomy places the organism in Eukaryota, Metazoa, Arthropoda, Insecta, Phasmatodea, Bacillidae. The transcript is spliced from 2 exons.
AGAGAACGCCAGGCAACGAUAGCAUAUUCAGCAAUCACUGAGCCGAGCUAACGGAAGUAAUGAGUGCGAAGAUACUAAUGGUGUGCACAUUGUGUGCAGUUGUAGUAGUGAGACUGGAAGCGCGCAGUUUGGGCAGACCUCUACCCGUCCUGGACGAAGAGGCUGCAUUGAAAAACCGCGAACCAGCCUUCAAGAACCCCAAGCCAGGAGUGCUGAUGAGGGCGCUGUGGCGGGGCCGGGCGGGCAGGAUGUCCCAGGAGCCUCCCCCGGAGGCGAUGGACGUGUCCGCGGAAGACGUCCAGGUGGAGAGGCCACGAGAGGCCUGGACGCGCGAGCAGCAGAUCAUCACCAUACGUCUCCUGGGGAGGCUGUGGCAACUCGAGCAGGACAGGAGGAAGUCCCAGGGGCCUCCCCAGGAGGCGGUGGAGGUGUCAGGCGGAGUCCCGGAGGAGAGCGCGCCUGAGGCAUGGAGGCCGGAGGAUCUGGUCUUUUAUACGUCGAUCGUUGUCGUCGUAGUGGCCAUGGCGGGGCUGCAGCUGGCCUGCGUUGGCCUGGUCGAGGAACAGCAGCGCCAGUGGGAUGCCCCGAAGGGCGCCCCGUGCCAGGUCUACGUUGAACUUCCGGUGGAAAUGAAGCUGGCCUGUGGUUGCCUCACCAAGGAGGUCCAGCGGGGCCGGUGAGCCGGCAAUGCAGCUGGCCUGCGGUUACCUCACCGAGGAGGUCCAGCGGGGCCGGUGAGCUGGCAAUGCAGCUGGCCUGCGGUUGCCUCACCGAGGAGGUCCAGCGGGGCCGGUGAGCCGGCAAUGCAGAUGGCCUACGGUUACCUCACCGAGGAGGUCCAGCGGGGCCGGUGAGCUGGCAAUGCAGCUGGCCUGCGGUUGCCUCACCGAGGAGGUACAGCGGGGCCAGUGAGCCGGCAAUGCAGCUGGCCUGCGGUUACCUCACCGAGGAGGUCCAGCGGGGCCGGUGAGCUGGCAAUGCAGCUGGCCUGCGGUUGCCUCACCGAGGAGGUCCACCGGGGCCGGUGAGUCGGCAAUGCAGCUGGCCUGCGACAUCCCCGCACUGUUUACAUAUGAGCCAUUAAAUAUUUUGUUGUUCUAACCAAA